UCGUUUGCCCUUUCGGGAGGCUCAGGUGUCACCCUCUGCACCAUUGAGGAUCUUGCUUUAAAUUUCUGUCAGACAUUUUUCUUUGGUAUGAACAUUAUUGCAGUCAACGAUUGCUGUUUGCGUCAUGAUCAGUGCUACUCGUCCUGUGCUGUACCGCAGAUAGCGUGUGACAAUGAGUUCUGCGCAUGUCUCGGGACUAUACCUGCCACUCUUCACUGCCAAAAUAACUUAGCUCUUCACUGCAACGCCGUACAUUUGCUCGGACACAAAUACAUCUGUCCAUUUAUGGCACAGCCUCCUACAGACUAA
Molecule: messenger RNA, 309 nt
Organism: Angiostrongylus costaricensis
Lineage: Eukaryota; Metazoa; Nematoda; Chromadorea; Rhabditida; Metastrongylidae
Source: the annotation of a GenBank genome assembly